Cuculus canorus (common cuckoo) is the source of this 3609-nucleotide messenger RNA. It is a transcript of the gene ADORA2A, whose product is annotated as adenosine A2a receptor. Gene Ontology annotation, cellular component: membrane. NCBI's taxonomy places the organism in Eukaryota, Metazoa, Chordata, Aves, Cuculiformes, Cuculidae. The coding region runs from base 1610 to 2920 and encodes 436 amino acids. The record is from RefSeq and is a predicted model, not a curated record. Gene Ontology annotation, molecular function: G protein-coupled adenosine receptor activity. The transcript has 3 exons. Gene Ontology annotation, biological process: G protein-coupled adenosine receptor signaling pathway; adenylate cyclase-activating G protein-coupled receptor signaling pathway.
UUUCUCCUACCAACUUUUUCCUGUCUUUUCCUUUUCUCUCACACACAGAUCAUUGUUUAUUUUUCACCAUGCGCUCUGUUCUGUCUCCCUCCAGAUUGCCUUUAUUUCUGUCUCGCAUUAAUUCUGAUCCCCAUCCCUGGAAGCCAGGUGGGAGGGUGUUUGUUUUCAGUAUCCUGCUUUGAAACAAGCCUGUUGGGGUUUGUAAUGGAGAGGCAGAUGCCAGCAGGGCAAUGCAGGACCGUAUUGCUGACAUCCCUGAACUCAAGCAAGCAGAAGCAAUCGUUAGGAAGGCAGGGGAAAUCCAGAGUUUUCUAGAGGAAGGUAGACAACAUAGAAACUUCUUGGGGCUUUUUGUUCUUCAGAAAAGACUACAUGGCUGAUCUUUAUCUUCCUCUUAACAACUUGAUCACAAGCUAAUCUCUCCCGUUGAUUUCUGCCACACAAACCAAAACCAGCACAUAAUAAUGCUGAAAGUGGAGAAAAAGCUUGGAUUUUGAAGUACAUCCAAACCACCAGGAAUCACUCACUUUCCUUUCAAGUGCAGCAUUAGCAGCAGAGCUCUAAACCAAUGAAAGGUCUGAAAUUAGAUUAUAUUCCUGAGAUCAGAUGAGAAUCACAAGUGAAUCAUAUUGACUUUUAUUAUCACUGUCUUUACCCUAUUAUUUUAUCCUGAGAAAUUAGGUUUCUGACUUGAAAACGAAGUUUCCUGUGAAGGCAUGAGCCCCUGCUGGGUUAGUGCACACCGGGUCACCUGCGGAUGUGCUCCCCAAAAUCCUUUGGUUUGCGAGUUCAUGUUGCAUCCAAAACUGAGCUCAAAUGGUUCCUCAGCUAGCAUCGUGUCUCUCCCCUCCAGUCCUCUGAUGUUUCAGGUAGCCGUUUCCUUAGAUGAAUGAGGAAAUGCUGCUGCUAAAGCUUGCUAAAUAGAGUUUGAAACCCACUCUGGAAGUGACAAGGAAGGACAGCAAGCCAUGAUCUCUUGACGAUGGCAUAGGACUUGGGGAGCUGUAUUCUCCUUUGUGAGAUUUUUAGCUGAAGCCAUGGUGAAAUGCACCCAGAUCUGAACACAGAGAAACUACAAGUGAAAAAGUUGAAUGUUUGCUUCAGCUGAAGAGAAUAUUUCCCAAGCCCUAGCAGGAAAAGGUGAAAAAGAGAACCAGAGGAUGUUACAAGUAGGUAUGUACACGAGAGGAAGCCAUGACUAGCAGUGUGAUUGUCAACAGGAAACACAAGGUCACAGCUGAUGUGAUGCUGCCAUACAAUCCCCUUUCUGUCUUGUGUGGCCUGCGGGACUUUGUGGCCUGGGGAGCAAUGUACGUCUACAUGAGAUAUUCUCCUGUCCAUUCACCUGCUGGAGUUUGACUUAUUCUGCAGCCGGUUAAUCCACUUGGCUGGACUUGGCGAGCCCUGGUGAUGUUCUCGACGCCUGCGACUGUAAAGAUCCUGAACAGCGAUGGGGAGAAACAGGCACGUGUGAGCAACCUUCACCGGCUGGCAGUGAGCACUCUUCCAACCCCAGGCAGCUUUGAGGUGUCUUGGCCGUUCAGGGCUCUGCAGAUAUGAACGCUGAGCUUUUCCGGCACGUUUUCACGUUGGCCUGGUCGUUCUCACCAUGCUAGUACAUGGGAAAGAAGACUUCCUCUCAGACAUAACUUACAUCGUCCUGGAACUGGUCAUUGCAGUGCUGGCCAUCCUGGGGAACAUCCUGGUCUGCUGGGCAGUCUAUUUGAACAGCAACUUGCAGAACGUCACCAACUAUUUUGUGGUGUCCCUGGCGGCUGCUGACAUUGCCGUGGGCGUGCUGGCGAUCCCCUUCGCCAUCACCAUCAGCACUGGCUUCUGUGCCUUCUUCUAUGGCUGCCUCUUCAUUGCCUGCUUCGUCCUGGUCUUGACUCAGAGUUCCAUCUUCAGCCUCCUUGCUAUCGCCAUUGACAGAAUCAUUGCAAUCCGCAUACCCCUCAGGUACAAUGGCUUGGUGACAGGCUCUCGAGCUAAAGGGAUCAUUGCCAUCUGCUGGGUAUUAUCUUUCAUCAUCGGCCUGACACCAAUGCUAGGGUGGAACAAGCGCUCCCAGAUCGAAGAGCUGGGUUCCAAUAGGUCCUCUCCCAUCAACUGCAGCAACAGCAUGGUGGCCUGUCUCUUUGAGGCUGUGGUCACCAUGGAGUACAUGGUCUACUACAACUUCUUUGCCUGUGUGCUCUUACCACUCCUCCUCAUGUUUGGUAUCUACUUGAAAAUCUUCAUGGCAGCCCGGCGACAGCUCAAACAGAUGGAGAACAAGAUGGUACACGGGGAACGUUCUCGCUCCACUUUACAGAAGGAAGUCCAUGCAGCGAAGUCAUUGGCCAUCAUCGUUGGGUUGUUUGCAGUCUGCUGGCUUCCACUGCAUAUUAUUAACUGUUUUACCCUUUUUUGCCCCAAUUGUGCCCAUGCUCCCCUUUGGCUGAUGUAUCUGGCUAUUAUCCUGUCUCAUGCCAACUCAGUUGUAAAUCCUCUCAUUUACGCUUACCGAAUCAGGGAGUUCCGAUACACCUUCCGUAAAAUCAUCAGCCAGCACAUCCUGGGCCGGAAGGAGCCAUUCAAGGCAGGAACAGCCAGCUCUAGGACUUCCACUCAUGGUGGGGAUGCAGAGAACGCCAGCAUACGAAUCAGUGAGUAUGCCUUGGAGGUAUACACCAACGGAGACAUCCACAGGGAUCCUGAAAAGCAAGACUUAAAUAAAUGCAAAGCUGCCUUGGAUUGGCACCAGAAUGGAAACGCUCUGGAUGUGGAGACAAAUGGGCGUCUCCCACAUUCCUGCAAAAACGGUAUUCUUUCAGAUGCAUGCGUGAACAGGGAACUUUACAGGGAGGAGCUCAGUGAUGCCCAGAUGUCUUACUCGGAUCUGGAAAGAGCAGCCUUUGCGGCAGCCGAUGUUUCCUGAUGAGCCUUCCAACAUCUUCCUGGGAGAAUCAUCUUUUUUUCCAUCGGUGACCUCUGCCAUGGCAGUGCAGGAGACUGGGGGGCGGGGGGAGAUGUGUGCGCGCAGAUGGCUGUGGAGAAAGGGGGCCCUGCCGAGGACUGUUGGGAUGAUCCUAAACACUAGACUGGAGAAAAGCCAAGAGACCACUGAGCCAGACCGAGGAAGGAGAGACACGUUCCCUGUCAGUGCCCUGUCACCCAGAGCAGUGCCGAGGUCAAAGCUGGUGUUCCAGGCUUAGUACUGGGAGACUGCUGAUGCAGGGCGUGCCACAACGUUGUGCUGUACUGUGUAUCUGGGGCUGUGUCGAGUUUGCUGUCUUUACCAACAGAAAUAAAAGCAUGGCUGGAAGUAUUCACUGAAUUGCAAAGAGCAACAGGGGAGGGGCCUUUUAGUGCUUUGGCUCUGCAACAAACAGGGGGAGAGCAGCAUCUGUUGGUCAGGAGAGAUGCCAGCAGCUGCUUGGAGAGUGAAGGAAUUUACCUGAUGAACGCUUUGGAUACCUUCAACCAUGGCAGUUUGUCUUUCAGUUCAUGUUUUUAAAGCUUGUGCUGCAACAGGUUGCUCCAAUGGGGUUUUUUUCUUGUCUUGGAAAGGUUACUUUAUGUUAAGUUAUAAAGAUAGGCAAAACUUGUAUCCGCUCCCUGAGCGCU